AUGAAGACUUUCAAUCUGUGCGUUCUACUAAGCCUGGCAGCUGCAGUUUGCUGCAUGCCAGUAUCUCAGGUUACCGAACAAGAUGAGGGUUUUGCAGAGAACUACCUGAAGAAAUUCUUCAACCUGACAGAAGAGACAGGUCCAAGUGUCAGACGAGGGAUCAGUCCGAUGACCAAGAAGCUGAGAGAGAUGCAGAGAUUCUUUGGUCUUCAGGUCAGCGGGACGCUGGAUGCUGACACCUUGGCCACGAUGAAGAAGCCUCGCUGUGGUGUUCCAGACAACAACGUUGCCGAUUUUUCCACUUUUGGAAGUAACCUCAAGUGGGAGACAAACAGCCUUACCUACAGGAUCGAGAACUACUCACCUGACAUGUCUGUGUCAGAGAUAGAUGACUCCAUUGAGAAAGCUCUGCAGGUUUGGGCCAAAGUCACUCCUCUGAGAUUCACGAGAAUCUACAGUGGCACCGCUGACAUCAUGAUCUCCUUCGGCAGAAGAUCUCAUGGUGAUUAUUACCCCUUUGAUGGUCCUGAUGGGACUCUUGCCCAUGCCUUCGCCCCGAGCCCUGGCAUCGGAGGAGAUGCUCACUUUGAUGACGAUGAGACCUUCACUUUCCGCUCCAACGCAGGCUAUGUCCUCUUCUUGGUGGCUGCCCAUGAGUUUGGCCACUCCCUGGGUUUGUCUCACUCCAACGAUCCUGGUGCUCUCAUGUACCCUGUGUACUCCUACAGAAACCCUGACACCUUCGUUCUGCCCCGUGACGAUGUCGAAGGCAUCCAGUCUCUCUAUGGUGCAAACACUGAUGAGGAGGAGAACUCUGGAGAGGACCCUACGCCCCCCACCACCCCUGACGCCUGUGAUUCAAACAUGGUCUUGGAUGCUGUCGCCACCCUGCGAGGAGAGAUGCUCUUCUUCAAAGACAGCUUCUUCUGGCGGAGCUACCCUCAGAGCAAUACACCUCAGCAAACUCUCAUCACAAACUUCUGGCCCAAUGCCCCCACCAACAUCGACGCUGCUUAUGAAAGCCAACACUCGGACAGAGUCUUGCUCUUUAAAGGUCGGAGAGUGUGGGCUUUCAGCGGCUAUGAUCUUGUGCCCGGGUAUCCUAAACCAAUUUCCAGUUUCGGUCUGCCCGAAAGUGUGAAGAAAGUCGAUGCAGCCCUUUAUGAUGUGGAAAGUCGCAAGACUCUGUUCUUUGUUGGCACCAAUUACUACAGUUAUGAUGAGGCCAAAAAGACCAUGGACCAGGGAUUCCCCAAGCGACUGGACGAGAUCUUCUCCGGCCUGAGCAGCAAGGUGACUGCAGCUUUCCAGUACAAAGGUUUUACUUACAUCUACAGUGGAUCCAGCAUGUUGGAGUACAGCAUGUCGACUGGGACGUUUUUCCGUGUGCUGGGGAACAGCUACUUCCUGCGUUCCUAUAUAACAGCUGACUGCAGCACAGAAACACAAACAAGUCGGCUUCAAAGAGGAAGCAUGAGGUCUUACAGUGUGUGCAUUAUACUGAGCCUGGCGGUCACAGUCCACUGUGUGCCUGCCCCACAGGUCACUGUGCAGGAUGAGAGUUUUGCUGAGAACUACCUGAAGAACUUCUUCAACCUGACGGAGGAGACAGGUCCAAGUAUCAGACGGGGGAUCAGCCCAGUGACCAAGAAGCUGAGUGAGAUGCAGAGAUUCUUUGGUCUCCAGAUCACCGGGACGCUGGAUGCUGACACUGUGGCGCUGAUGAAGAAGGCUCGCUGUGGCGUUCCAGACAACGACGUUGCACGUUUCUCCACAUUUGGACGUGACUUAAAGUGGCAGAAGAACAGCCUUACCUACAGGAUAGUGAACUACACACCUGACAUGUCCAGGUCAGAGAUAGAUGACUCCAUGGAGAAAGCUCUGCAGGUUUGGGCCAAAGUCACUCCUCUGAGAUUCACAAGAGUCCACAGUGGCACCGCUGACAUCAUGAUCUCCUUUGGCAGCAGAUCUCAUGGUGAUUAUUACCCCUUUGAUGGCCCUGGUGGGACUCUUGCCCAUGCCUUCGCCCCGAGCCCUGGCAUCGGAGGAGAUGCUCACUUUGAUGACGAUGAGACCUUCACUUUCCGCUCCAACAGAGGCUAUGUCCUCUUCAUGGUGGCUGCCCAUGAGUUUGGCCACUCCCUGGGUUUGUCUCACUCCGAUGAUCCCGGUGCUCUGAUGUACCCUGUCUACAACUACAGAAACCCUGACACCUUCGUUCUGCCCCGGGACGACGUCAGAGGCAUCCAGUCUCUCUAUGGUGCAAACUCUCAAAAGGACCCCUCUGUGGCUGAACCUGAGCCCCCCACCACCCCUGACGCCUGUGAUUCUACCAUGGUGCUGGAUGCUGUCACCACCCUGAGAGGAGAGAUGUACUUCUUCAAAGACAGCUUCUUCUGGCGGAGCUACCCUCAGAGCAAUACACCUCAGCAAAGUCUCAUCACAAGCUUCUGGCCCAAUGCCCCCACCAACAUCGACGCUGCUUAUGAAAGCCGGGGCUCCGAUAGAAUCUUUCUCUUUAAAGGUCGUAGAGUGUGGGCCUUCACUGGCUAUAAUCUCGUACGUGGCUAUCCUAAAAAACUCAGCAGCUUUGGUCUGCCGAGAGGCGUGAGGAAAAUCGACGCAGCCCUUCAUGACGUGGAAUCUGGCAAGACGCUGUUCUUUGUUGGCAAUUAUUACUACAGUUAUGAUGAGGUUAGAAAGGCCUUGGACCAGGGCUCCCCCAAGAGAGUGGAUCAGACCUUCUCCGGCCUGAAUGGCAAGGUGACUGCAGCUUUCCAGUACAGAGGUUUUACUUACAUCUACAAUGGACGCUACAUGUCUGAGUACGACCUGAGAUCUGGGAGGUUGUUCCGUGUGCUGAGGAACUCCUACUUCCUGCGCUGCUGUUGGUGCGUGUUGGUGGUGCAUCUGUGCUCAAGUGAAUAAACAUAUAUGGAGUUUUCUGCUGCAUGACUAUUGUUAUUCCUGUUUCUUGUCCAGGACUAUCUGUCUCAGUAUUUCUCAGAUGUGGGUGUCAGCGCCCCCAGCAGCGUCCUGCGCAGCUCUCUGGAUUCCUUCGAUGACACGCUCAGAAAAAUGCAGGAAUAUUUUGGCCUGGAGGUGUCGGGGAAGCUGGACUCCAAGACCCUGGAGGUGAUGUCUCGGCCCCGCUGCGGAUUCACAGACGUGCUCCGUUAUUCACACUUUGACGGUGGACCAAAGUGGGACAAGAAUGUGGUCACAUACAGGAUAGUGAACUACACACCUGACUUGAGUCAAAGUGAGGUGGACGCGACCCUCGCCAAGGCUCUGAAGGUGUACAGUGACGUCACUCCUCUGGAUUUCAAGCCCAUCACCACCGGCAAAGCUGACAUCAUGAUCAUUUUCAAGGGUCGAGAUCAUGGUGAUUUUGCUCCGUUCGAUGGGGUGCAGGGGGUCUUGGCCCAUGCGUUCUCCCCUGGAGAGGGCCUCGGAGGUGACACCCAUUUUGAUGAAGAUGAAACCUGGACUCUCACUGCGACAGCUCAUGAGUUCGGCCAUGCACUGGGAUUAUCCCACUCUCAGCUCCAGACAGCCCUGAUGUAUCCCACCUACCAGUAUGUGAACACAGAGAACUACAAGCUACCGGAUGAUGACAGACAGGGGAUUCAGGCUCUCUAUGGUGAGAGACCGACUCGGCCUGUUCCAACACCCAAACCAAGACCUGAACCAGAACCUGAACCCACAUCAGAACCUGUUCCAGACAUGUGCGACAGGAACCUGAUUUUUGAUGCUGCAACCUCCAUUAAGAGAAGUCUUUACUUCUUCAAGGAUGGACAUUUCUGGAAGAGGAGCAGCUCCUGGGACGGCAUCACCAUGAAGAAAAUACAGUCUGUCUGGCCUGGAAUAAACAAAGUUGACGCUGCUUAUGAGUAUAAGAGACGCAAUAUUUUCUUUGAAGGUGAUCAUUACUGGGGGAUCAGUGGAAACACCGUCCUGCCUGGUUAUCCCAAACCCAUCAGAGACUUUGGCCUCCCUUCAACUGUCACUAAGGUGGAUGCAGCUGUCCAUGUGACAUUCACCGGCAGAACUCUCCUCUUUGUGGGAAACAGAUACUACAGCUACAAUGAAAGGACGGACAGAAUGGAUCGUGGCUACCCAAAGUUAAUUAUCAGAGAGCUCCCUGGGAUUGGCUUCAGAGUGGAUGCUGUUUUUGAGAACAGAGGCCGCCUGUACUUCUCCUAUGGAGCCACACAGACAGAGUACCACUACAAACGGAGGAGAGCAAUCCGCACCCUCAUGAACAAUGGAUGGAUGGACUGUGACUAAAGAAACAAAGGCCCAAAUACACACCUGCACACAGCUGAGAGCACACAGUAACAGCUGAGGUCACUACACGAACCAAUCCUGAGCAGCUUUCGGGGCUUUUCUGUAGAAACAUAUCAUUUGAAAAACAAACAGUUACUGCAUGAUAUGGUAUUAUAAUCCUGUAGGCAACAGCUAGGGAAGAGUGGGUUAAAAAAAAUGUUCUUUUUCUUUUUUAAAAUAUGUAUUAUAAUCAGGCAAUCAACCUUGAUGUGUCUGC
Molecule: messenger RNA, 4546 nt
Organism: Centropristis striata (black sea bass)
Lineage: Eukaryota; Metazoa; Chordata; Actinopteri; Perciformes; Serranidae
Exons: 30
Biological process (GO): proteolysis; extracellular matrix organization; collagen catabolic process
Cellular component (GO): extracellular matrix
Molecular function (GO): metalloendopeptidase activity; zinc ion binding
Source: RefSeq, a predicted model, not a curated record